This is a messenger RNA of Aplysia californica (California sea hare), 2676 nucleotides long. RefSeq names its product probable G-protein coupled receptor CG31760. NCBI's taxonomy places the organism in Eukaryota, Metazoa, Mollusca, Gastropoda, Aplysiida, Aplysiidae. Gene Ontology annotation, cellular component: membrane. The record is from RefSeq and is a predicted model, not a curated record. Gene Ontology annotation, biological process: G protein-coupled receptor signaling pathway. Gene Ontology annotation, molecular function: G protein-coupled receptor activity.
CUUGUCUUUACUGUAAGCAGUUUCUACUUCUAUGCCUCGGACUGACACCGCGUAUAGUGAUGACUAUCGGAGAUCUUUCCAGUUUUACCCGUACUCGGCUAUGCACAAUCUUGAUCAAAUCAAUAUUUUCCUAGCGCAUGUGUGACCUUUUAGCUCACGGCCCCUUGUCGUUGUUCAUGGAGUGAAGUAUUGAGGGCACAAGGGAAAGCAAUCAUAUUAAUAUAUAUAGCUGAUCGAAAGAAUCUGAAGCAGCUAUAUCGAAUGUCGCUUCAAAUAAUCAGAAUGUCAUUCUCGAUCUUCGGUUUCAGAAAACAGACGCCAGAGAUUGUCGAGAAAGUUGAAGUGUGACUUUUCUGAUCACAAUUUAUUACUUCAAAGAAAGAGGUUAGAAAAGCAAAUGAAGCACAAUUACUUUUCGCAAAAGGCAUCUGCAGAAACUAAAAGUUACAUUUUGAUGUGAAAACAGCUUCCCUGUCAGAUCGCAGUUCAGCGCUGAGUGAAGAAAGGUUGUUUCUAUUGUCUAUGGAGCUGAGCACGACUAAGAGCCACGCACUUGAAGUCUCCUGUUGUGGUGGUGAUUCUCCACACCGCACCUAACCUUUUCAUUUGACUGUGAGUAUCACAAAGACAGCGCUGGCGACUAAAAACACCUACCAUUAUGUUUCCCGGUUUCAGGCGUGUAUGCACUGAUACUUAUAAAAGAAAACAAGGCAUGUGUUGUGCAGUCCUGAAAGAGAAAGAAUCACCCAUUACAAAGGUUUUCAACAACUGGUCUUAUUCCAACUGUGCACGAUGAAGUCGCUCACUAGUCAUGUGAUCGCCAUGUUCGGGUUGGGCGUCUGGUGUUUCUUCUGCUGUGGAUUUCUUCCUUUGGCCCAGGCCCAAGUGACAGAAUCCAGCUAUGCAGGGGCCAGUGCUCUUGAUCGAAUUAAAGCGGCCAAGCAAGCGUUGGAUUACGUGAGGACAAUAGAACGCACACACAACUGCACUGGGGGCACAGAGGAAACUCUGACCUUGAACUUCGACCAUGACCGUUGGAUGUCUUAUUCUGACCCCGCAAUACGGACAGCCAACUACCUGAGCAAAAUUCUGGCCAUCGACGGCGAUCUCUCAGCUCUGGGUGACGACAAGUUCUACGCCCUGGUUAGGAACAACGUCCACGGCGGCUCCCUGAUCUUUGGCUCUGCCAUCGCCCUCGAGCCUGAUGUCAUCGCGGGGAGGACCAAGUUCUGUCCCUACGCCUUCCGCGACAACGGCUCUGUGAGAGCCUUCGACAUCGCCAUCAACUACGACUACCAACAGGACUCCACGGAGUGGUACCACGCCGUCCGCAUCUCCAACCUCAGCAACAUCUCUGUUGCGGUGGACAGGAUCACUAUAGAUGACCAAGACAAAGUGAAUGGCACCAUAUACCUUACUCAGCCAGUGGCUGCCUACCCUGAUGGCCACUGGACCUACCCGUAUUACGACUGUGGUGGAGGAGACAUCUGGAUGACUACGUACUCUGCCCCAAUUAUGGCCCAGAACAGCGAAGCAAAGGUCAUCUUUAGAGGUGUGGCCACUAUUGAUAUAGAGUUGACCAAUCUGGACAUAAACCAGUGUGACCUUGACGAAAACGAGGAUUCCCAGGCACUGGACGUUUUCCGCGGCACGCACAACUGUCAGCCAACGACACAGUUCCAGUGCCUGCGCUGUGCCCGGGGCUGCGACAGCUGCGUGGACUCCAGACCCUGCCUGUACCAGAUCAACAUCGCUGUCCAGGCCCUGGUCAUCUUCCUGGUCAGUGCCAUGAUCCUCGGCUGUAUCGUCGUCUCAAUCAUCACUUUCACUUACAGGAAGGAACUGGUUAUCAAGACGGCCAGCCCAAUCUUCCUACAGCUCAUGUGUCUUGGAGCCAUUCUCAUGUGUAGCAGUGUAUUCGUCUUGUACGGUGAAGUGACGUCUCUUGCAUGCACUAUACGCAUCUGGCCUUACCACUUGGGCUUUGGCGUCAUGUACGGGGCCCUACUGCUCAAAACAUGGAGGAUCUCUGUAAUUUUCAAGCAAGGUGGCACCAUGAAAAGGGUAAAUCUUCCAGACAAAGCCCUGUUACAACGCCUGGUGCCACUGGUCGCCCUAGUGGUCGUGUACCUUGGGGUGUGGUCGGCUAUACACCCACCCCUGGCGGAGACCGUCAAGACGUCGAAAGAGCUCAAGUUUUUCGUCUGCAGCAUGUCCUGGUGGUCUUACGCCAUGUUCGGAGUGCAAGCGUUGCUGUUGCUGGUAGGUGUUUAUCUGUGUUUCACUGUCCGGAAGGCCCCGGCACAUUUCAACGAAAGCAAGUUCAUCACCUGGGCAACGUACAACGCCAUCAUCCUAGGCAGCUUCAUCCUCAUGCUCACGCAAUUUGUGGGUAUGUCCGUUGGACCGGAUGUGGUUUUCGUGCUUCACAUGGCACAGCAACAGGUCUUCGUCACAAUCACUAUGGCGCUCAUUUUUGCCCCAAAGUUCUGGGCGCUGUACCGUGGCAGCAGCAACGCUGAGGGUCGCGUGUACUCCAACCACGUAGUGACCAUCACGGGCCGGGUCAAGCCCUCCCUGGCGCCUUCCUCCUCCCGGUUCAGUGAGAGCACAGCGGUGACCACAAGACAGGUGGCUGUCCAGUGUAACCCGGACGACUUUCUCCUUAUCGCUCAG